AUGUCAACACAAAUCUUCCGCUCCAGCCUCAAGCUGAAAAUACAGAAGCAAUACAACUGUGAGGUUAUGUGUGUGAAGAUUCAGAAGAAACAGAAUCAAACCAAUACAGUCCAGAAACAGCAUUCAUCACCUUCAAUGAUUAAUGUGCUGUCAAAAACCAAUACAGUCCAGAAACAGCAUUCAAUGAUUAAUGUGCUGUCACUCCGAAAGUGUCCCCCGCCCGAGAGCCGGCAUAGAAUCAGGUGGGUUUCGAUCAGGCAUCGACGGGAGCGGGAUGCUCAGUGGAUCUGCGGGUGCAGAUUUUCAAGCUAUAGUUGUAGGGGUCCUCCAGCGCAGGUCCAAUCUGUCCACAAAGCCAACGGAUCUAUACCAGCUAAGGAUUUAUGCCAGCUUACUAUAUCUUCCGAUGAGAGCGGUCCCGAGACCAGUUUGCCCGAUUCCACCCAAAGAGCGCACCCGCCCCACGGCUCGGAAGCCGAGAAGAAGAAAAAGAGACGCGUGCUCUUCUCCAAAGCCCAGACUCUGGAGCUGGAGCGGCGGUUCCGGCAGCAGAGGUACCUCUCGGCCCCGGAGCUGGGACAGCUGGCCCAUCUGCUCAGCCUCACCCCCACUCAAGUGAAGAUCUGGUUCCAGAACCACCGGUACAAAAUGAAAAGGGCUAAAACGGAGGGGGCCUGCGGCACGGAACUGAGCCAGCCCCCCCUGCUCCGGAGAGUGGUGGUGCCCGUGCUGGUGAGGGAUGGCAAGCCGUGCCAAAGCUGCACCCCCAACCCGGGAGCCGCAGCGGUGCAGGACAAGCUGGGCUGCAGCACACAAACUGCGUUCACAAUUCAAGGGUACCAACCCUUCCAGCCCAGCUCCGCCGCCUCCCUGAGCCUCUUCCCUGCCUACCAGCACUUAGCACACCCCGCGAUCCUCUCCUGGAACUGGUGAUGCUGUCCAACCUUCCCGAGCUGAACUGAGGAAAAAUCCCCAAAGGACCAAGAGUCAAGUGAAUUCUCUGCCCCAUCAAGAAUCCCGGACGCCACUGCUCGUGGAUCCACAAGAGAGGCGAAUCCAUGCCAAUGCAGACUGGUAUUUGGGACGCAGCCUAGGGCUGUUUUGUUGUAUUAAAGCACGUUGUGAACACGACUAGCCAGGGAUGGGUUUUGUUUUCCUUUGGGGGCACCGGGUUUAGAGGGUGGACGAGAAACAACUUAUAUUUUUAAAUCCGAAGCGACUCCUGUUUCAGUUCGAAAGGCUAUUUGUAAAAUACAUUCAGAAAACUAGUGGUUUGUACCCAAAAUAGUUUAUUUUAAAAUAGCUUAUUCUUCCAGUGACUAAUAAACCGAUUUUUUGGCAAAUAAAA
Messenger RNA from Pelodiscus sinensis (Chinese soft-shelled turtle), 1348 nucleotides. Lineage: Eukaryota; Metazoa; Chordata; Testudines; Trionychidae. The record is from RefSeq and is a predicted model, not a curated record.